Messenger RNA from Acanthocheilonema viteae, 285 nucleotides. NCBI's taxonomy places the organism in Eukaryota, Metazoa, Nematoda, Chromadorea, Rhabditida, Onchocercidae. The record is from the annotation of a GenBank genome assembly.
AUGCAUGUUGUUCAAACUUGGGAUAUUUAUGGAUUGAAUGCGACAGGUAUAGCUGAGACAUUCAUUAUGUGUGGAAUAUUGUAUGGCUUGAAAAGUGCCACAGAUCGCGAUACUGUUAUCAAUUUUGCCUAUGAUUUAUUUAGAAAUGAAACAAUAAAUGUAAAUGUAAAAUGGUAUAAUCCUUACGGUGGUAUGACUAUGUUACAUUACAAUCCGGUUGAUGGACGCUUGUAUUUCUUCGAUUCAAAACGAUUAUUGAGUGUAAAUGUCCGCGUGGAAGGUUAA